UAGAAAAAAUAUAACCUAAAAUUUUUUUGCGGCAUUUUUCAGAUGAUUUUCCAGUUUAAUUUCUUAUUAUUUUCAUAGAAAAGUGUAUUGAUUCGUGGAUCUAAACGAAGUUUAAUAAGCAUCGAAGAGUUUAUCAUUCAGUAAAGACGUCUAGUUAAUUCAAAAAUGGUCGUAGAAGACAUAUUACUAACAUCUUCACAAACAGCCCAACAGUACUCAGCUUGCUUAUGGGAUUAUAACACGAAAAAUGUUCUUAAAUUUUAUAAAAACGGCGGUGUUGUAUCACCAAAAGCUUUGGAAGUUGUUGGACAGUCUUAUAUUUUAAGCAGUGAAGCAACUAAACCUUUAUUACAUGUUUGGCCACUUAAUAGUCAAGAAAUUGAUAAGAGUAUAAAAUUAAUUCUACCUGGACCCGCUACAUGUCUUGCAGUAUGUCCGAGAAAUACGUACUUGGCUGUUGCAAUCGAUACAAGGUUAUAUAUUUGGUUAAUCGCUUCAGGAAAGUUACUCUCUGUACAACAGCGACACUAUCAACCCAUCACUUGUCUAAAGUUUUCUAGUGACAGUGUAUAUGUGGUUGUUAGUGGAGAAGAUGGCAUUUUGGUUGUGUAUUUCCUCGCAGAUUUAAUUGCUAUACAUAAUAAUCUGUUCAGUGGGCAAGUUGAACCAAAAUAUACCAAAAAUGACCAUACAAUGCCUAUUAGGGAUGUCCACAUAGGAGUUUUCGGAAGGCAUUCUCGUGUUGCUACAUGUUCCGUGGACCAAACUGGUUGCCUAUAUAAUUUAUCAACAGGUGAGCUUCUUCUAAGACUGGUUUUUACUGAAUCGCUCACGAGUAUAGUAUUUGACUCACCCUGUUGGAAACUAUACAUAGGAACAAAUAAAGGCUUGAUUAAAUAUUAUAACCUCAAAAAUCCGGCCAGAAAUUUGACGCACCAUGUAGAAAAAACGAUUGAAAACGAAUUUAUGGGGCAUAAAGAAAAAAUUGUUGCUCUAGCUCUGAAUUCGAAGAACACUGUUCUAGCUAGCGGUUCACAAGAUAAUUUUGUUUAUACUUGGGAUAUUUUAAGUAGACAAAUAUUGCAAACCAUCGAACAUAAAGCUCCUAUAACCAAUUUAAGGUUUUUGCCAAAAUAUUCCAACUUUUUUGAGCAAGUUCUCAAGCCAGAAAUCAUUUUUAAACCUCUACAAAGGAGUUUGAAUCUAGAUUCAGAAGAAUGGACUGUUUCGAACGUUCAGACUGAAGAUAUCGAAUUUUCUGAUGAUGAAACCUGUGUGGAGAAAGAAACGUCGCGAAAAAGGUUGGAGGAAGAGAACAUUCGUUUGAGGAUAAUUAACAGCCAGCUCUAUAGAGCUGCUUUAAAUAUUAGUAAAAAAUAUAAUAAUGUAAACGAAACACAGUAAGUAAAAUAUAUAUUUUCUAUAUAAAAU
This is a messenger RNA of Sitophilus oryzae (rice weevil), 1431 nucleotides long. Its product is annotated as WD repeat-containing protein 18. Gene Ontology annotation, molecular function: protein binding. Lineage: Eukaryota; Metazoa; Arthropoda; Insecta; Coleoptera; Curculionidae. The record is from RefSeq and is a predicted model, not a curated record. The transcript has 4 exons. Gene Ontology annotation, cellular component: nuclear pre-replicative complex. Bases 166 to 1404 code for a protein of 412 amino acids. Gene Ontology annotation, biological process: DNA-templated DNA replication; rRNA processing.